GAGGCGGGGCCACGAAGCCGGGGGGCGGGGUCUGCUCUGGGUAGCUGUUCAUCUUGUGUUUUCUGUUACUCUCAUCGCCAUCUUGUUGCAACCCCUUUCCUUGUCUGGAGGAUAUUUCACACGAGAGGGGGAUCCAGAUUUCUUUCUCUCAAAGAGUGACUAAAAUUUACAGGGGCAAGAAUAAGUGAACGGAACAACAGAACAGUGUGACGCUCAGACAACCAGCCAGCCGCCUUCCUGUCCGCCCUAUUAGAUUCGCUCCGGAGGCGGUCGAGCUGCAUCAAGGACGCGCGAUGAGCAUCGAGACGCUGUUGGAGGCAGCCAGGUUCUUGGAGUGGCAAGCCCAGCAACAACAGAAGACACGUGAAGAAAAUGAGAAGAAGGACAAGCUGUGCUUGGAUCGGGAUCAGGAAUGGAGACCAGUGGAAGUAUUGGCAGUUGCUCCACCUUCUGUGUCAGUACGGACAAAUCAUGUAACUCAUGAAGAUGAGCCAUGCUUAGAACAUCAACCUGCAGCAGUCCCACCUCCAACGCCGCCCCCACCAGUUCCCUUGGUUUUUCCAAUACCCGUCGUGACAAGCUCACCGGUGCUGACUACACCUCAGACUCCUAUCUCCACUCUUUCACCACCAGGGCCACGGCUUAGUCCUGCUGCAAAAGACUGUCAUUCUCCUUCUGUUCCACAACGCCUCCCUAUUGGUUCUUUGUUGAAAACAGAGUCCAGUUCAGCUUCGCCAAUUCAUGGCAGCCCCAAGCAGUCCCAGUCACAGCCUUUGGUUCAGGCUUUCUCAGGCCCAGUUGUCACAGCCACCCAACAUCAUGUAAUUCAACCAUCAGUCCUACCCCAAUCGCAGCCCUCUGCACAUCUUUCUUCUAGUUCUGUAGCCAAGUUGGGGAGUGCUGAAGACUCAAGGCAGAUGGAGCAGAAGAGACGACCUGGAGGGGCUGGGACAAGAGAAGUGCACAACAAGCUGGAAAAAAACAGGCGGGCACAUUUAAAGGAAUGUUUUGAGACACUGAAGAGAAACAUUCCCAAUGUAGAUGACAAGAAGACAUCCAACCUCAGUGUGCUGCGGAGUGCCUUAAGGUACAUUCAGACUUUAAAGAGGAAAGAAAAAGAAUAUGAGCAUGAAAUGGAACGUCUUGCACGAGAGAAGAUUGCCACACAGCAGCGUCUUGCUGAGCUGAAAAAUGAGCUUAGCCAGUGGAUGGAUAUUAUGGAGAUUGACAGAGUACUGCGACAGACAGUGCAGCCAGAGGACGACCAGGCAUCUACCUCCACUGCAUCUGAGGGUGAAGACAAUAUUGACCAAGACAUGGAUGAUGGAAAGUCUCCUCUGCUGUCAAGCUCCUUGCCCAAAGUGCCUCCACGCCUCCAGCCUGAACUCCUGAAGUCUGUCCCUACCUCCUCCAUCCUGUCUCAGCACAUCCCUGUCCAGCACAAAGCCCAGUCGCCAGUGUUACCCACUGCUGCAGCGACUGCUGCUCCACUUCCUGCCCAAACUCUGGUAGCUCCGCCAGCUAUGAUGCCUGCUCACACUCAUAUUGUUACUACACCAACUGUCCAGCCUACUGUCAUUGCUCAUGCUGCUGCUAGUGCUUCACAUGCGUCAGUCAUUCAAGCAGUGAAUCAUGUGAUUCAAACAGGCACUAAGCACAUUGCCCACAUUGCGCCUUCCAGUUCGAACUCUGUGCAACUUGCUGCAGCCACACAGCCAAUUGGCCAUAUCACUGUCCACCCUGCUACCCUCAACCACCUCAGCCAGCAUUUGCCUGCCAUCUACCAACAGCCUGUAGCUGUCACUCAGCCCACUGUAAUGAGCCACAUUGCCCAUACUCUCUCUCAUCCCCAGGUCAAUGGCACAGCCUCUAGCCAACAAACGGCUACAGUAGUUGGAAAACAGGCUACAGUAGGGACCCAGGUGGUGACGCAUCACCCCCAGUUAGUGGGCUCCACAGUCUUAAAUCCUGUAACCAUGGUAACCAUGCCCUCUUUUCCAGUGAGUACACUCAAACUGGCCUGAAAAUGGAGAAUUGGACUUGGGAUCAUUUUUAAUGAAAAAACAUGUGGAAUAAAAAAAAAAUCAGUGGAAAGAAAUUCAACAAAAGACAGAAUUAUAAACUCCAUACAUUCCGAAGUAAACACCCCACUGCUUCGUCCUUGUGCAGUUCUCCCCACUACCUCGGACACCAUCCUUGGGGCACUGGGCCCUACAGCAGAAGGGUCAGUGGUAAUUUUGCCUCCGCAAGAUCUGCUAAUGUAGCCUGGAAAUUAUUAUUUUUUGGCUUGUUUUUGUUAAAGAUUGCCCUUUCGUUGUUCCAUUGUCUGUAAUAUGGUGUACAUGUAAAUAUAUAUUUAACUAUGACAAACUGUAUGUGAGGUCUGCGUUUUCCCCAUUCCUGUGUGUAUAUAUGCAAGAGGCUACAGAGUGGUGGUGGUCACUACUGCUGCAGCUGGCCUGAUAAUCCAUGAGAACUGUCUAGAAGUUAGAGAUGCCAAAAACUGAGCCAGUUUUAACUGUGCUUCGUGUGCUCAACUAAGAGGGCCAGGCUGCUUUACAUUAUUGCAGUUGUGUAUAUUUAUUUGUAUAUUUGUGAAAGAAAAGUGGUAAAUGUCAUAGAAAAGCAACAGAGAGAUAGAUUGAUCUUGUGCUUGCUUCUUUGUUUCUCUUGGAUAGGCCACGUUAAUGGGACAAAUAAAAAGCAGCAAGUUAUCUACCUUGGCCAUCUUGGACCCAGGCUGUAUAUUUGAUAACCAUAUUGGUAACAAUUGGCAGAUUCUUGGGUCUAAUUGCCGUCAUAUAGCAAUCUCUGAUGCACUUCCUUGUAAAAUUGACUAGUUGUGUUUUGAAUCUGUUCUCUGAACCUGUUUGUCUCUUUGGAUAAAUAGCGUGCAAACCUAUACAAUUAUGUGUAUAAUAAAGGUUUCUGCUGCCCCCUGCUGUUUUUAGAUGGAAUUUCAACCAGGUUUUAUAAAAAGUUAAUGGCAAAGGCUUUGUUCUCUGCCUUUUUGCUUUGCCUCCCCUUACGAAAUGAGUAGCAGGUAGAGAAGGAACAGGUGCGUACUGUUGUAUCUGAGCUGGAGGAGUCACUACAAUAUAUGCUCAGUGUGGACCUUUUAAAGUAACCCUAGUUGCACAAGCAUGAAUUUGCCGGUUUGUGAUUUUGGAAUAAACGCAUCUCUUCAAGUGCUUUGUACGUAAACAUAGUGGUGAGCAGAAGAGUAAACAAUCCUUUGUGAGUCAGGAAAGGGUCCUGCUGCAUCCUGUAAGUUUGCUAUGGAAGCUUUAGUAUGGUUUAUAAUUCAACCCUGCAGGUGGAGCUCCAACAGACAAGGCACUUUUUUAUGCUGGAAUUAGUUUUCAGUCAUUUCAAAUAAUGUAAGGUUAUUCCAUACAAGGCUCAACACUAAGAUUUAGUUGCAACGUUUUAUGAAUAAAUGUCUGCUGUAGCAAUUGGUUAUGUUUCCUUCUGUUCCUUUUAGACCUGGAAUAUGAAAGUGGUGUCUUUGUAAAAGUAUAUAUGUGUACUGGGGAACUGUGUAUCUCAAAUUUGCACCAGUUGCAUGAGGACAGACUGUGGUAAACAAACCUAGGGUUACCUUGUGCCAAAACCAGCUUAAGAACAGUUGCACUUUGGUCAUCUCUCUUGGCUUCAUUAGAAUCAACCAUGUUAUUGUGACGAGUGUGUGUGCAUUGUUUUGUACAUGUCUGAGUGCAGAUGUUAAGUUUAUGUGAGUGUAAUUGAGCACAGACCAACGCUUGUAACGACUCAGGCCAGACACUUAAUGCUCUAUUUUGGUUGUUAUGUACAGAAAAUGUGUCUCACAUCUCCUUUUUUCAAUGAAACCAAACUAAUAAAGGCUGAUGGCCAGUUGCUGGUGAAUGGAAAAUAAUGAAAUGCUGCACAAUUUUACAUAAAGCUGCUCUUCAGCCUUCUGUACAGCAAAACAUAUUAAAAGUCUCAAAGAAAUUAGUUGGCCGCUUGCUUGUUCAUUCCACAAUUUGUAUAAAAUUAACUGUGUAUAGAAAUGUAUAUUUACACAUGCAUAUAUAUAUAUAAAUAAAUAAAUAUAUAUAUAAAUAAUUACAUAUGUGAGGUGCGAUUUUAAGAAUAGCACUGUGAUUGCUGCUGUUUGACACCACAAUCGCAAAGCAGUUUUACAAUUGUGUGUAGCGGCGCUGAUUGCAAACCACAAGGACAUUUGUUCCUGUGUUGUGUGCGUGUGUGUGAUCAAGAAAAAAAAAAAGAGAAUAAUAUAUUUUUUUCUAAUGUUGUAUAACUUUUUUUUUAUGCAUAGUUUCAAAAGUCAGUGUCAAAUAAAUCAUUUUUAUAUAUUUUUCAAUUUUAUUGUUGCCUGUUUUUUUUUUUUUUUUUUGUUUUGCAUGUAGAUUUUGAUGAUUUCCCUGUUGAGAGUUUCAAAUUAAUUUUUCUUUCUGGGACCAUGUAAAGUACUGUAAACUAUGGGGCUGAAUUUACAGGCCUCUUUCCUCAUUAAUAUUAUAUAUAUAUAUAUAUAUA
This is a messenger RNA of Erpetoichthys calabaricus (reedfish), 4521 nucleotides long. RefSeq names its product MAX network transcriptional repressor a (gene mnta). The transcript has 6 exons. The record is from RefSeq and is a predicted model, not a curated record. NCBI's taxonomy places the organism in Eukaryota, Metazoa, Chordata, Cladistia, Polypteriformes, Polypteridae. Gene Ontology annotation, molecular function: protein dimerization activity; DNA-binding transcription factor activity, RNA polymerase II-specific; RNA polymerase II cis-regulatory region sequence-specific DNA binding. Gene Ontology annotation, biological process: regulation of transcription by RNA polymerase II. The coding region runs from base 294 to 2024 and encodes 576 amino acids.